AUGACUUCGCUCCCAUACCGUCGCCCUUCGCGCCAGAUGUCCAGGCAAGCUUCCAUGGAUCCCCGAAACGAGAUCUCCCCGCAGAUGGACCACUAUAUCGGCAUCGACGUCGGUACCGGUAGCGCUAGGGCCUGCAUCAUCGAUAACAAGGGUGACAUUGUGGGCCUGGCUUCGGAAAAUAUUGGCCUGUGGCAGCCACAACAGGGGUACUAUGAACAAUCUACAACAGAUAUCUGGCGUUGCAUCUGCAUCUCAGUACAACGCGCGAUAAGCCAGCACAAUAUAAACCCCGCUUCAAUCCGCGGCAUUGGCUUCGAUGCCACUUGCUCUCUAGCAGUGUUUUCCCAUGAUGAUGACGAACCUGUCUCUGUUACGGGCCCCAAAUUCGACACGGACCGCAACGUCAUUCUCUGGCUCGACCACCGCCCCGUCGAGGAGACUGAGAAGAUCAAUGCCACUGCCCAUAAUCUACUCCGCUAUGUGGGUGGCAAGAUGUCCAUUGAAAUGGAGAUCCCCAAGGUUCUGUGGCUCAAGAGUAACAUGCCAAAGGAGCUCUUUGACCGUUGCAAAUUCUACGACUUGACGGAUGCGUUGACGCAUUUAGCUACUGGCAAUGAGAAGAGGAGCUUCUGUAGCGUUGUCUGUAAGCAGGGAUAUGUCCCUGUGGGUGUUGAUGGAAGUGUCAAGGGGUGGCAACCCGAUUUCUUGAAUGAGAUCGGGCUGGAGGAGUUGACUGAGGAUAGCUUCAAGCGCAUUGGAGGUGUCAAUGGUCAGAAUGGAGAAUAUCUCUCUGCUGGAGAACUCGUUGGGACUCUAUGUGAUAAGGCAGCCUCAGAACUAGGUUUGCCUACUGGAAUCGCCGUAGGAAGUGGGGUUAUCGACGCCUAUGCCGGCUGGAUAGGCACUGUGGGCGCAAAAGUCCAACUAGGAUCUGACCAGCUGAGCUCCGAAGCAGCCAAAAACGACAGGUCCCAAGCCUUCAGCCGCCUCGCGGCUGUCGCAGGUACAUCAACCUGCCACCUUGCCAUGUCACCAAACCCAGUUUUCGUUCCUGGGGUCUGGGGUCCAUAUCGCGACACCAUCAUCCCAGGCUUCUGGAUGGCCGAAGGCGGCCAAUCCGCCACAGGCGAAUUGCUCAAACACGUCAUCGAGACGCACCCAGCCUUCAACCAGGCGCUCUCCGUCUCCGAAUCCUACCACACAAACAUCUACGACUACCUCAACGAGCACCUAAAGGAGAUGGCUGCGGAUAGCCAAGUGCCGUCCAUCGCCUACCUAGGUCGCCACUUUUUCUUCUACGGCGACCUGUUCGGCAACCGCUCCCCAAUCGCCGACCCCACCAUGUCCGGCUCCGUCAUUGGUCUCUCAAGUGAUAAAUCCGUCAGCGGCCUCGCGCUGUACUACUACGCAACCCUCGAAUUUAUCGCGCUGCAGACAAAGCAGAUCAUCGAAACGAUGAACAAAGCUGGCCACAGCAUCACCUCAAUCUUCAUGUCCGGCUCGCAAUGCCAGAACGACAUUCUGAUGAAGUUAAUCGCGUCCGCGUGCGGGAUGCCAGUGCUUAUUCCCCGCUACGUCCAUGCGGCUGUGUGUCAUGGUGCAGCGAUGUUGGGCGCCAAGGCAGCCAGCGUGGAUGAGAAUGGCAAGACGGAGGAUUUGUGGAAUAUUAUGGAUCGGAUGAGUAAGCCGGGGAAGAUGGUGAAGCCGAGCACAGAUGAAUAUGAGAUGAAGUUGCUGGAGGUCAAGUAUAAGGUGUUUUUGGAGCAGUGCUAUAAGCAGCAGGAGUAUAGGAGGGACGUGGAUGAGGCAAUUGAGGGGUGGGGGAAGAAUUGA
Histoplasma capsulatum G186AR is the source of this 1833-nucleotide messenger RNA. Its product is annotated as ribitol kinase. The transcript has 3 exons. Gene Ontology annotation, molecular function: phosphotransferase activity, alcohol group as acceptor; kinase activity. The record is from RefSeq and is a predicted model, not a curated record. NCBI's taxonomy places the organism in Eukaryota, Fungi, Ascomycota, Eurotiomycetes, Onygenales, Ajellomycetaceae. Gene Ontology annotation, biological process: carbohydrate metabolic process. The coding region runs from base 1 to 1833 and encodes 610 amino acids.